GUCUGAAUUUUGAUUUUGGGUUUUAAACAUAUGCAGAGGAUUGGCAAGAAGAAGAAGUUAAGAAGAAUGACUAACCAACAAAAUGUGGUGGUUCUUGAUGUGAAAUUGCAUGGUGUUAGGAAUGUGUUGCCUCCAUCAUCUCUGACAGUGACAAAGCCCUUUUCAGCACAAGACUUUAAGAUGCUAUUGAUGAAGAAGAGGUUUGAAACUGAGAAAGCAGGGGCUAAAAUCAAUGCCUGGGUGGAUUCUAUGAGAGCUUCUUCACCUACCCGAAUCAAGUCUACAGCUUCCUUACCUGAAAAUGAUGAGAAAACUUCCUGGAUUGUUCAUCAUCCUUCAGCUUUGAGCAUGUUUGAGCAAAUAGUGGCUGCUUCAAAUGGAAAACAGAUUGUGAUGUUUCUUGAUUACGAUGGCACGCUCUCUCCAAUCGUUGAAGACCCGGAUCAAGCUUUCAUGCCAAGAGAGAUGAGAGCAGCUCUUAGAGACGUUGCAAGAAAUUUUCCAACAGCGAUAGUGACCGGAAGGUGCAGAGACAAGGUUUACAACUUUGUAAAAUUGGCUGGACUUUAUUAUGCUGGUAGCCAUGGUAUGGACAUAAAGGGACCAUCUAAAAGUUGCAAAUACAAGAAAGGUAACCAGGGAGUUCUUUUCCAGCCUGCCAGUGAAUUCUUGCCCAUGAUUGAUGAGGUGUACCAAGCCCUGGUAGAGAAAACAAUUUCCAUUCCAGGAGCCAAGGUUGAAAAUAACAAGUUUUGUGUCUCCGUACACUUUCGCUGUGUGGAUGAAAAGAGUUGGGCUGCAUUAGCUGAGAAAGUUAGAUCAGUGCUCAACGAGUACCCUAAGCUUAAACUAACUCAAGGGAGGAAGGUAUUAGAGAUCCGUCCCACCAUCAAAUGGGACAAGGGAAGAGCCCUGGAAUUUUUGUUGGAGGCACUAGGAUAUGCCAAUUCAAAAGAUGUUUUACCAGUCUACAUUGGCGAUGAUCAAUCCGACGAAGAUGCAUUUAAGGUUUUACGUGAUAGAGGACAAGGGUUUGGGAUUCUUGUUUCCAAAGUACCGAAGGAAACAAAUGCUUCCUAUUCUCUACAAGAACCAUCUGAGGAAAGAUCACUAAUCUUAGCAUGCGUCAAGGAGUUUUUGCGUCGUUUGGUGGACUGGAAAAAAUUGUCACAACGAGCACCUGCACCAUAAUUUGCUAAAUGUGCUUAGACAUACAGAAAAUAUUUGAAUCCCACCCCUAAAAAUCUGAUUAA
Durio zibethinus is the source of this 1253-nucleotide messenger RNA. NCBI's taxonomy places the organism in Eukaryota, Viridiplantae, Streptophyta, Magnoliopsida, Malvales, Malvaceae. The record is from RefSeq and is a predicted model, not a curated record.